AUUAAUGAGUGUCACAAGUAACAUCUGAGCUCGGACAGAGAAAGAGAGAAGGUCUGAUCGGCUCCUUUGUUAUUAAACGGCCUAGUUGGACUAAUAUUUAAUAAUAUUUCUACGAGACGUACUUUGAUUUAAAUAUGUUACCGCAGUGUUUACAGACUUAAACAGCCUUAAACAAUAGCUGCUCAGUAAAGUAAUCACAUUACUGUAACGCGUCACCGCCUCCAUUCACUUCCAGCUGUUGCAAGGUGAAACUGGGGGCGUGUGUUGGUCGUUGCGCGCUCUCUCUCCUCCAUUAGUACCCUUGCUCUCUCCACCACUCCCAACCUUUGGCACAGGACUGGGUCCAUCCACUGUCAACUCUGCAGCCUGUCUACCUCUGCAGAAUUAAUCAUGGCGCUUCAGGCGAGAGCCUUGCUCUCCUCUAAAUGGCUCGCCGAGGCUGUGAAGGUCCAGGGGAAAAUGCGCAUCUUGGACACUUCUUGGUAUUUGCCCAAACUCCGGCGCAACGCCAAGAGCGAGUUCAAGAAGAGGCACAUCCCGGGCGCAGCUUUCUUUGACAUAGACCAGUGUUGUGAUAAAACCUCUCCCCUGGACCACAUGCUGCCGUCAGAGAAGAUUUUUGCAGACUAUGUCGGGAAUUUGGGAAUAACGAGCGACACGCACGUCGUGCUGUACGACGCCAGCGAGUACGGCGCGUUCUCUGCGCCCCGCGUGUGGUGGAUGUUCCGGGUGUUCGGGCACAGCGCGGUCUCACUGCUCAACGGGGGGCUCAGGAACUGGGAGCUGGAGGGUCGACCUGUGAGUGACAAGUACGUCAGACCAGCACCGACCGAGUUUAAGGCCUCCCUGAACCGCUCCUGGAUCAAGACCUACGAGGACCUCCUGGAUAACCUGGACACCAAACAGUUCCAGGUGGUGGACGCCAGGCCUCCAGGCAGGUUCAGAGGACUGGACCCUGAACCCAGAGACAAUACGGAGCCGGGCCACAUCCCCGGUUCUGUCAACGUGCCCUUCCACUCCUUCCUCUCCCAGUCGGGUCACUUCCUGCCCAAGGAGCAACUCCAGGCUCUUUUCACCCGAGCUGGCGUCGACCUCAGCCGCCCUGUCUGUGUGCUGUGUGGCUCGGCGGUGACCGCCUGUCAUGUGGCACUGGCGGCCCACGAAUGCGGGCACGCCGGGGUGUCGGUGUACGACGGCGGGUGGUCGGAGUGGUACACCCGCGCCGUGCCCGAGAACGUCAUAUCUGAAGGACGGGGGAAACAUCUGUGAUUGGUUCACGGGGGUGUGGUUGGGAAAAAAAAACUGGAUCAGACUGAUUCUGGACGUCAGGAAGAGACAGAUGAUGUUCUUUGCUUUUGUUUUGUGUGAUAAAGUUUAAAGGAAUAACUUGACAUUUUGGGAAAUUUCAAUUGGUAAAACUGCAUCUUUGCUUUCUUGGUGAGAGUUAGAGAUGAGAAGAUCGAUACCUCUGCUAUGUCUGUAUUAUAAAUACAAAGCAACAGCAACAUCUUAGCUUAACCUUAAAAAGUGGUACGGAUCUUCUCAUUCAGUUGUUGGCAAAAAAGCAAAUCAUGUAUUUUUCCAAAAAAUGCUAAACGAUUCCCAGAACAAGGGGGGGUUUCAUCCCAAUCACAUUGAUAGAUGUCUUGACUAUGGAGCCAGCAAUAUGUGAACACUAAACUUGACUUUUUAAUUUCCUCUGAGACUGGAAAAUGUUUGUUUACAGCUGUAAUACUCACGUUGGAAUAAAAAAAAUAGAGCUGCACUUUGAA
Molecule: messenger RNA, 1772 nt
Organism: Acanthopagrus latus (yellowfin seabream)
Lineage: Eukaryota; Metazoa; Chordata; Actinopteri; Spariformes; Sparidae
Product: 3-mercaptopyruvate sulfurtransferase-like
Exons: 2
Coding region: 391-1269 (292 amino acids)
Biological process (GO): transsulfuration
Cellular component (GO): mitochondrion
Molecular function (GO): thiosulfate-cyanide sulfurtransferase activity
Source: RefSeq, a predicted model, not a curated record